CUCCUCUUGGGACAAAGUUCAAGCUUGACUGCGCUUCGUACACUCCGCACCACAUGGCUCCCUCUACUCAACACGUUUUCAUUGACGGCACCUUCGCGGAUCUCGCGCAGGAGCUGGCUGAAUAUCUGAACGUUGGAUCCGAAGUCCAACCCCUCCUUGAAGGAAAUGUUAAUAAGAAAGAUGAAGCUUUGAAGAAGCUCGUCACGGCGUCGACUGCGCUGAACUCUUCUCCCGAAAAGGAGUUCACCGCUGCCUACAACCUGCUUGUCUAUCUCGUCCUGCAGUCCCCCAGUGUCAACAUGUUUCUACCCCGCAUUUGCGAGAAUCUCUCGAAGCCCAUUACUUCCUCUCCAGUCAACGGUUCUGGUCUUGCUUUGAGUGUUCUAACAACCAUCUUCAACCUGUUGCAACCAGACAACGAGGUCCGCUUCAAUGUCUUCCAAGCAAUCUUGCGCCUUGUCAAGUCCAGCGGACUGUUCGAAAUGUUACGUCCACAACUCACGAAGCUGGAUAAAUGGAUUGUUGAAUGGGACGCCGAGGAGGAAGACCAACGCAAGCUGUUCAGCCAGAUCGCCGAUGUUGCAGAAGACGCUGGUGAAGAGGAGCAAGCCUACCAAUACGUUCUCAAGGCCCUCCGCACAUUCGAUUCGGGCGAGGUUUCUUCUCCAGAUGCACAAGGAUUGUCCCUCCGUGCUCUUAAAGUCGCCCUUCUCUCAAAUACCCACUACGACUUCCAAGAUCUUACCUCCCUCCCUCCCAUUCAGGCUCUCAACGACUCUCAUCCCAUCUACUUCGAACUUCUCGAGAUCUUCUCCGAAAAGGAGCUUGAGGAUUACAAUGACUUUAGAGAUGAGCAUGAUGGUUGGAUUGAGGAGCAAGGAUUGGACAACAGCAAGCUACAUCGUAAGAUGAGAUUGCUCACUCUAGCCAGUGUUGCAGCUAGCACAAAUUCCCGAGAGCUUGAGUACAAGCGCAUUGCCAAGGCUCUGCAAAUCCCUGCUGAGGACGUUGAGAUGUGGGUCAUUGAUGUUAUUCGGGCUGGACUGAUCGAGGGAAAGCUGUCGCAACAGAAGCAGGUUUUCCUGGUUCAUAGAACUACCUAUCGAGUUUUCGGCGAGAAGCAAUGGCGUGAGGUUGCUACGAGAUUGGACCAAUGGAAGGCUAGUCUACGAUCUAUCAAGGAGGUUAUCAGUACUCAAAGACAACAAGCUGAGGCCCAAAAGGAGCGCGAGAUGCAAGAGGCUGACAGGAAGGCUACUGGUGCCGGUUCUGGUGCCACAGGAAUGAGCGGCGGACGUCGAGGUGGUGGUGGCAAGGAUAUGGUUGAGAUGGGAACGGAUUGAGCAAUGAAUAUGGAACCUGGGGGUGCGACAUAAUUUCUGACCGAAAAGAUCUAGGCGACGGCGUUACAGACAUGUGUACAUUGAAGGCAUAGCAUCUGGCGGGAUGCUGGGUGCCAAUCACUCUGCAUGGAAUUUGCGAUGCAUUCUCAUAGACAUUGCCAGCAAAGGCGUUGAAUCUGAAUUCUAU
Mollisia scopiformis is the source of this 1530-nucleotide messenger RNA. RefSeq names its product PCI-domain-containing protein. The record is from RefSeq and is a predicted model, not a curated record. Gene Ontology annotation, cellular component: eukaryotic translation initiation factor 3 complex; cytoplasm. Gene Ontology annotation, biological process: cytoplasmic translational initiation. Gene Ontology annotation, molecular function: translation initiation factor activity. Bases 54 to 1343 code for a protein of 429 amino acids. NCBI's taxonomy places the organism in Eukaryota, Fungi, Ascomycota, Leotiomycetes, Helotiales, Mollisiaceae. The transcript has 2 exons.